CUUAUUUUCUACCCAAACCCGCCCAUCGGGCUAUAUUUUGACACCCAAACCCUCACUUUUUCGGGCCGGGUUGGACCGGGCCGGCGGGCCGGGCCGCCCAUGAUCACCUCUACUCUAACCGAAACUAUUCCCUUUCAUUUGAUUUCAAUAAGGCAAAAGCCAAAUAUGCGGAGGGGGAAAAAAACAGAGGUUUAAGAGUAGGGCUUUAGUUUUGUUCUAGUUCAUCGUCUUCUUGCUUCAAGCGCUAUUGUUUUUCGGAAAAGUUUCUCUCAAAAAAUGGCGUCCAGAAAGCUUCGUGAUUUCUUCAUCUCCAAUAAACGUCUCUACCUUCAAUUCCUCCUCAAUAAACAACAGUUUCAACUAUCAGAAUCGAGGUUAAAGUUAAAUAACGGAGUUCAUCAUACAUCUAAUCGUCAAUUUAGUGUGUUUAAUGAAUUCUCCAAAAAAAUUAAAGGUGAAACCAGCAGUAAUAAGCAAUUCCAACAGUCAGUUAAUCAACUUAAGGAGAAGGCACAAGAGUUGAGAGGAGUAAAAGAAGAUCUGAAAGUCAGAAUAAAGCAGACAACUCAGCAGCUGCACAAGCAUGUUGAUGGUGUGUGGACAGAAGCUGAAGUCACUGCAAAAAAGGUUUCUGCAUAUACGAAAGACAAGAUAUCAGCUGCAAGUGAGGAGGUCAAAGAAAGUCUUAGUUUGGGGGGCCAAGGGCCUUUUGCGUCUAAUAAUGCUUCAUCUGGUGAGCAACGACAACAAUCUGUACCUAGUGGUUCAGCUGAGACAUUGUUGGGUAAAAUUAGGUCAACUUUUGCUUCAUCUUCUACCAAGAUUUCAUCAUCCUUCCAUGCAUUGAAGGAAGCAAAGGUGGCUGAUUUGGCCAAGAGGAGUUAUAACUUAGUGAAGGAAGAAUUGAGCGGAAAACCGAAUAGAAGGAAACGAAUGCAUUAUGCUUCAUCAUCAACAGGAGAAACGAGUGAUAGAACUGAAAUUGUUGUGGUACCAGUGAAGCUAUCCGCAUGGAGCAAAAAGUGGGAGGAAGUGAAAGAAAAGAUGCAAAGCCAUCCAAUGUUCAAACGUGCGACAAAGAUGAGUGGGCCUAUGGUAACUAAGAGCCAAGAGUUAGCAGAGGAUUUACAGGAGAGGUGGGAGACUAGUGAUAGCCCUGUUGUCCAUAAAAUUCAGGAUCUUAAUGACAGAGUUUUUGGAGAAAAUGAUGCUGCAAUGUCAUUCAAAGAAAUUCGCCGUCGUGAUCCCUCCUUUUCUUUGCCUGAUUUUGUAGCUGAGGUUCAAGAAGUCAUCAAGCCAAUUUUGAAUGCAUACCUCAAGGGAAACUUUAAAGUAUUGGAAAAAUAUUGUAGCCCAGAAGUUGUGGAGCGGUGUAAAGCGGAGCAUAAAGCUUAUGAAAGCCAAGAUAUUUUCUUUGAUAACAAGAUUUUGCAUGUAUCUGAGGUGGAUGUUAGAGAGACAAAAAUGAUGGGUUCAAGUCCCAUUAUUAUUCUUGCGUUUCAAACACAGCAAGUGUAUUGUGUACGUGAUAAACAAGGUUCAAUAAAGGAGGGAAGCAAGGACACUAUUCAUACUGUAUAUUACGCAUGGGCUAUGCAACAAAUUGAGCCAGAAGAUAUUGAUGAGGAUGCUAUUUACUCAAUGUGGAGGCUAAGGGAGAUGCAACAACUUGGCAUCGCCGCUCUUAUAUAGGGUGCAAUUGUGCAACAUUCAUUUUUCCCCUUCUAUAGCAAUCUUCAAUUAUUUGGUAACAAAAAGUUAGUCAAAGUGGAAUCAGUAAUUUGAAGUUUUAUGAGAGUGAAAAGUUUUGUAUAUUAGGAAACAUCCUAAUCGUGAAAUGUAUUUAUAAAUGAAAUAUUCAAUUAGGAGAAAGCUGCAUGGUGCAAUGUGCAACGAGGAGAAGGGCUUUUGGGAUGCAAACAGGGCUGGUUCGUCUGCUUGGUUUUCACAUUACUUUGUUCGUUUCUAUGUACUGCUCUCGGCCCUCGAGACGGACCUAUUAGACGCAUUGGAUAUAUAAUGCAUGCAUUUAUUUGUACCUCAUCAUACUCUACUCAUCAAAUUUUGAGUUUCUAUGUUUGCCCUGUCUAAUACAUAGUAUAAUACUUUUUGUACUUAUGUACACAGGCCUUUAGGGCACGAAUUGAUUCAUCAAAUAUGUAAUUCAAUAUCAUCAUACUCAUCAAUGUUUUUAUGACAA
Molecule: messenger RNA, 2200 nt
Organism: Amaranthus tricolor (Joseph's coat)
Lineage: Eukaryota; Viridiplantae; Streptophyta; Magnoliopsida; Caryophyllales; Amaranthaceae
Product: mitochondrial import inner membrane translocase subunit TIM44-2-like
Exons: 14
Coding region: 277-1692 (471 amino acids)
Biological process (GO): protein import into mitochondrial matrix
Cellular component (GO): mitochondrial inner membrane
Molecular function (GO): protein-folding chaperone binding
Source: RefSeq, a predicted model, not a curated record